Raphanus sativus (radish) is the source of this 2082-nucleotide messenger RNA. RefSeq lists its product as uncharacterized. The transcript has 2 exons. The record is from RefSeq and is a predicted model, not a curated record. Gene Ontology annotation, molecular function: protein binding. The coding region runs from base 170 to 1945 and encodes 591 amino acids. Lineage: Eukaryota; Viridiplantae; Streptophyta; Magnoliopsida; Brassicales; Brassicaceae.
UUUUUUGGCAACUCUUUGAUUGUCAAAAAGAAAAGAAAAGAAACCAAACCCUAAUUUCUAUUGACAUUUUAGAUUUCGAGGGAUUCUCGUCCGGCUUCGCCUCUAGCUCCCCCCACCUUUUCUUUUCUCCCCGAUCUCCCAUCUCCGAUCAAAUCAAAAUCAACCAGAUAUGUCUACCGUAGCAAAGAGCAAAUCAAGAGACAAGAAGGUUGUGAAUGAUUCACACAAGACACCUACUAAAGCCUCCUCCUCCUCUGUAGGAGGAGGAGGAUCCAUAGGUGGUGCUUACAGUCCUCUCUUAGAGUCCAACGGCCGUUUCAGAAGCGUUGAUGAGUCGGAUUCCACCGGAGGAGCCGACUGUGAUUCCGUCUCUAAUAACGGUAGCUGGUCCGGCGAUUCCGAAGACCACAAAGACAAAACAGCACCUACUAGUAGUACCACAGCUAAUACUCCUACCGCAAAGCAAGAAACCGUUCCAGGAGCUGAUAAUAAUGACAAGAGGGAGAAGAUGAGGCUUAAGAACGAGAGAAAGCACCAGCGUCAGAAGGAGAAGCGAGCUCAAGAGUUGCACGAGCGGUGCUGUCAGUUCCUCAUGUCGAGGAAGCUCGAGUUGCUUGCUCAGAAGAUUGUAGCUAUGGGGUAUGAUCACGAGAGGGCGACAUACGCUCUUAUGUUGAAUGAAGGGAAGCUACAGGAGUCUGUUAACUGGGUGAUUGAUGCUAGUGGGGCGAAUGUAGAAGAUAAGAAGCUAGAUCCUAGUUCUGGGAACCUGAAGCUUGACAUAUCGGAGGAGCUUGGUAGAAUCUUGGAGUUGGAAACCAAGUAUAAGUGCAGCAAGCAGGAUGUAGAGAGAGCUGUGGUUACAGCGGAAGGGGAUAUUGAGAGAGCAGAAGAAUCGUUAAGAAGACAGAAGCAAGACCAGUCUACUACUACCGCUUCUAUAAAACUAGUAGAGGAUGUUAGUGAUAGCAAAGCCCCUUCUUCUGUGCAGACAAGUCAGAACUCAGUAGCGCAGUUGCAACCUAACUCAGGUGGUGGUGAAGAAGAGAGAAAGAAUCGAGGAUCCAGCUACACUAAUAAUGGAGAAUCUAGAAACCAAAGUAUAAAUCCAAUGGAUAAAAUCAACAUGGAGUUGCAGUGGAUGAAAGUGCAACAGAAUAAUGCCUUGGAAGAGAAGAAACGCAUGUCAAAUCAACAGACACCAUUGCCGCAGCAGCGGCCAACAGAAGAAACGCAUCAUGUGGCGGCUCUAGGGAGACUACAGCAGCAAGAUAUGAGGGAACCAGUUAUUGUGAUGCAGCAGCAGCAGCAACAACGCUCUCAGUCUGCUAACACAAAUGUGUUACCUGUCUCUACGAUGAAUCCAUCCUUCACCGUAGCAUCAGCAUCAGCAGCAGCAGCAGUAGGAGUAGGAGGAGGCAGCGGUUGGUACCCUGCAAAUAGUCAAUCUAACGGGUACUUGCCCACAAGAAGUCUGCUUCCUAGUGAUCUGAACUCGAACCUGAUGUACCAGCAACUUCAGUAUCAGCAGCAGCAAUAUCAAGGCCAAGUGAGCAACGGACACAUAAUGGGAGGAGGGGUUUCUGCACCACCACCGCAUACUGUGGCUCCAGCUGCUUCUCUUGGGCUCUUCUCCGGGUAUGGAUCAGCUUCCUCGUCAGGGAUAGACUGGAGCGCGGAUGGGUCGAUAGGGAAAUAUGAUUAUAACAAAAUUGAUUGGAGUUUAGACAGAGGCCUAGCUUGUCCGAGACAAGACCAACAAGAGUAUGUGGCUGCUUCUGCAUCCCCUUAUGAAGCAGAGAUGAAUGGAAGGACAAGAAUGAAUGGGAUGGGAGUAGUGCAGGAAGCUGCUUUAGUUGGGAACGGUGGGAGGGAAUGGACAUCACCGUUUGAGGGUAAAGAUCUGUUUGGUUUGUCUAGACAGUAUGUGCCUCCUUCUCUUUGAAGGUGAAUGUUUGCUUCUAGAAUAAUAAUUAAAAAAAAAAUGCAAGGGGAGAGAGAGUGAGAGAGAUAAUGGAUGAAUGGUAUGAGUUUGUGGUUACUAGUUUUUAUCAAAAGUGUUUUCUUGCUUGUUUGCUCAAA